AAUAUAAGCGCUAUUUUGUGCUUACUUUGUAGUAUGUCACUAAUGGAGAACCCGUUUGCAGAUCCUGUCACUAAGUUGCCAUCGACUCAGUUACGUGAUACUGAAAGCACUCAAGUCUCUCACAUUGAUACAGGUGCAUUGGAUAAGUAUAAUCCUUUCGAGACCUCGGGAAAUAUUCAGCAGGAUGGUCAUCCAUCCAGCUUCAUGGCACCAUCACCAUACUCUGCUGUUCAGGCACAGAAAAUUACAACGGCAGAGCUUGAACGUCGUCAAAGAGAACUGGAUGCAAAAGCUGCUGAACUAGCACGUAGAGAAGAAGAACAACGAAUAAAAGAGCAAAGUCGAUUUGUUUCCCAAGAAGGAGUCGCAGCGAAGAACUGGCCUCCGUUACCAUCAUUUUGCCCUUGUGCCCCAUGCUUUUAUCAAAACAUUGAGACAGAAAUAAUCCCUGAAUAUAAAAGAAUCGUAAAGUUUGGAUAUUACUUAUGGUUGUCUUAUGCUUGUUUGCUGUUGGUUAACUUGUUAACAGCAUUGAUAUAUUUUGCUGGCACUUCUCAAGCUUCUGGUGGAAGUUUGUUUGGUGUUGCUAUACUCGUGUGCAUAGUUUGUAUUCCAUCUUCGUAUGUGUGUUGGUUCAGACCGUUAUACAAAGCCUUUCGAAGCAAUAGUUCAAUCAAUUUCUUCAUAUUUUUCAUUGUUUUCGGUGUUCAAGUCUUGGUGAUGAUCAUUCAAUCAAUUGGAAUUUUAAACUGGGGUUCAUGUGGAUGGAUCACGGGUUUGGCGGUGGUUAAACAAACUCCAGUAAUUGGUGUUAUCACGUUACUGGUCGCAUGCUUUUUCACAGCUGUUACGACAGCAUCAGGGUGGUACCUUAUACACGUAAGCUUUUGUUUCAACCUUUUAUAUAGUAACAUCCGAAGUCUCAUUGCUUCAAUUCAAAUUAUGAAGUUCAUAUAGUGCAAAACAGUGUGAUUUAUUUCAGACUAUAUAUUCGCUAAGUCAGCAGGCAUAUGCAUCCUCUUAGUGAUCCUGAUAACUUCAGUCGCGUGCUUUUUAGAGUAUUUUUAAGGCCAACAUGAGUACCAAGUAUUCAUUUAUUUGAGGAAAUAACCUACCCCAAAGCGUAGGUUUAGUAGCAGUUCCUAUGACAAUACAGAGUCUUCACUAAGGUCAAGAAAGUGAAAGCUGUGUCUUUGAUGGGAAUUUUUCCGAAUGUUCUAUGGAUCAUCCAGUAAUUAAUUGAAAAGAUCAACUCUAGCAAGAAAAUCCAAGGUAAAGUUAUGUAUGAAUGAAAAAGUAGUUCACACUGAGAAAUAUUGUCCUGUUGGACGGUUUUAGUGAAAAUAGAGUCUUUUAUUUUCACAAUUGUUGUGAUUGUUCAAUAUAAGUUACUUUUUAUAUGUGCAAUUCUUUAUUUACACAAUAAAUCACGAAUGCAGAUCAUUUUCCAUGCCUCUUUCAAAGUAGAUGCAAACUACUUGAAUUCAUUUUGUAGCGAAACCUCUUACUACUCAUCUUUUGGAUUCGACUUACUAUCGUUUAAAUAAUAAUGUUUUUCAGGUACAUCGUAUAUAUCGGAGCACAGGUGCUAGUUUUGGAAAGGCUAAAGAAGAGUUUGCUCAUGGUGUCGUAUCCGAUCCGUUGGUGAGGAACAGGGCAAUGGAGGCUGGAUUAUUUGCAGCCCGCCAGACUGCUUCAAAUGCAUCGAACAACAGGUCUUAAGUGAAACAACGUGAGAACUAUUAACUUGGUACUCUUUAUCUGUAUGAUUUCUGAUUUUUCUUCUAUUAAAUACAUGCGUCAUGUCAAUGUCCCCAAGUUUUUUUUGUGUUUUUACUGUGAGCAUUUGUCCUUAUGGUGUUGUGCUUCUAAUAUUUGAACAUCCAGAAACUGAAACUACAUAUUGGAUAACUUGAUCAUCGCAUUAUAAUUUUCAUACUGAAAAGCAUGCAAUGCUACAUCUGUCGUUAUCACUUAAUAAAAGUCUCGUAUUAUCUC
Molecule: messenger RNA, 1998 nt
Organism: Heterobilharzia americana
Lineage: Eukaryota; Metazoa; Platyhelminthes; Trematoda; Strigeidida; Schistosomatidae
Source: the annotation of a GenBank genome assembly